Messenger RNA from Nylanderia fulva, 6535 nucleotides. NCBI's taxonomy places the organism in Eukaryota, Metazoa, Arthropoda, Insecta, Hymenoptera, Formicidae. The record is from RefSeq and is a predicted model, not a curated record.
GCUGCGUGCGAUUAUCUUCAGGAAUCAGUCUCGUUGUCGUCGACCUGCGAAAUCGAUCGGUCCUAUACUAUGUCCUGCUAGAAGGGAAGAUCCUCAUUAAAGAUGAUGCGGGGUGUCAUCGCUGCUCUCUUCACCCUGGUGAUUGCUACAUCCGUGUCGCAACUCACUCAGGAACCGAGAAGCAGCAACCAGGACAACAAUGUGAUUCUGAAUAUUAGCGACAAACAAAAAGUUCAGUAUUUGAGUCAAAAUUUUGAAUCAGCUGCAUACAAAUACGGUUACGAUGUUGGUCCAAAUGGCCAAUUCCAUCACGAAGUGCGUGGCCCAGAUGGUAUCACUUAUGGAUGUUACGGCUACGUUGACCCGUUCGGUCAACUGAAAUCGACGUUUUACGUGAGUGACGGAUGGGGCUAUCGUGUAGUUCGGCCGGGAAAGGAAGUCGAACUGUUCCUUCACAAGCACGAGCAUCACGAAGCCGGAGACGGUCAUGAUCAUCACGAGCAUCACGGAGUGGUUACACCAUGGCGAGAAUUGUAUUUUCCCGCGGUAUGCGCGCAAUACGAAAACACGAACGUUCCACCCUUUACACCAGGUGCAGGAAUAGCACCUAUCGGAAGUGGAUCCACAAUAGAUGUAAAACCUCCUUAUAGGCCUGGUGCAACAGAUCAACCUGGUAAACCAGGAAUUCCUGAAAAACCAGGAACACCAGCUUAUCCAGGAUAUCCAGGAAUUCCUGGAACCCCAGGUACACCAGGAUUACCGCCACAUCCAGGAUUUCCCGGCACGCCAGGAACACCAGGAACGCCCGGCAUACCAGGAAGACCAGGAACACCAGCUUAUCCUGGACAUCCAGGAACUCCUGGGAUUCCUGGAACCCCCGGUACACCGGGAUUACCGCCACAUCCAGGAUUUCCCGGAACGCCAGGAACACCAGGAACGUCCGGCACACCAGGAAGACCAGGAACACCAGCUUAUCCUGGACAUCCAGGAACUCCUGGUAUUCCUGGAACCCCAGGUACACCGGGAUUACCACCACAUCCAGGAUUUCCCGGCACGCCAGGAAUACCAGGAACGCCCGGCACACCAGGAAAACCAGGAACACCAGCUUAUCCGGGACAUCCAGGAACUCCUGGCAUUCCUGGAACCCCUGGUACACCGGGAUUACCGCCACAUCCAGGAUUUCCCGGAACGCCAGGAACACCAGGAACGCCCGGCACACCAGGAAGACCAGGAACACCAGCUUAUCCAGGACAUCCAGGAACUCCUGGUAUUCCUGGAACCCCAGGUACACCGGGAUUACCACCACAUCCAGGAUUUCCCGGCACCCCAGGAACACCAGGAACGCCUGGCAGCCCAGGCACACCAGGAAAACCAGGAACACCAGCUUCCCCAGGGCAUCCAGGAACUCCUGGAACCCCAGGUACACCGGGAUUACCACCACAUCCAGGAUUUCCCGGCACCCCAGGAACACCAGGGACACCUGGCAGCCCAGGCACACCAGGAAAACCAGGAACACCAGCUUAUCCAGGGCAUCCAGGAACUCCUGGAACCCCAGGAACACCAGGAAUACCGCCGUAUCCAGGAUUUCCCGGCACCCCAGGAACACCAGGGACACCUGGCAGCCCAGGCAUACCAGGAAAACCAGGUACACCAGCUUAUCCCGGGCAUCCGGGAACACCUGGAAUCCCAGGAACACCGGGAAUACCGCCGUAUCCAGGAUAUCCUGGCACGCCAGGAACACCAGGAACGCCCGGCACACCUGGAAGACCAGGAACACCAGCUUACCCAGGGCAUCCAGGGACUCCUGGAACCCCAGGUACACCGGGAUUACCACCACAUCCAGGAUUUCCCGGCACCCCAGGAACACCAGGGACACCUGGCAGCCCAGGCAUACCAGGAAAACCAGGUACACCAGCUUAUCCCGGGCAUCCGGGAACACCUGGAAUCCCAGGAACACCGGGAAUACCGCCGUAUCCAGGAUAUCCUGGCACGCCAGGAACACCAGGAACGCCCGGCACACCUGGAAGACCAGGAACACCAGCUUAUCCAGGACAUCCAGGGAGUCCUGGAAUUCCUGGAACCCCAGGUACACCGGGAUUAGCGCCACAUCCAGGAUUUCCCGGCACCCCAGGAACACCAGGGACGCCUGGUACACCAGGAAGACCAGGGACACCAGCUUAUCCAGGGCAUCCAGGGACUCCUAGCAUACCUGGAACCCCAGGUACACCGGGCUUGCCGCCACAUCCAGGAUUUCCCGGCACGCCAGGAACACCAGGAACGCCCGGCACACCAGGAAGACCGGGAACACCAGCUCAUCCCGGACAUCCAGGAACUCCUGGAAUUCCUGGAACCCCAGGUACACCGGGAUUACCGCCACAUCCAGGAUUGCCCGGCACGUCAGGAACACCAGGAACGCCCGGCACACCAGGAAAACCUGGAACGCCAGCUUAUCCAGGACAUCCAGGAACUCCUGGCAUUCCUGGAACCCCAGGUACACCGGGAUUACCGCCACGUCCAGGAUACCCUGGCACUCCUGGAACACCAGGAACGCCCGGCACACCAGGAAAACCUGAAACGCCAGCUUAUCCAGGACAUCCAGGAACUCCUGGCAUUCCUGGAACCCCAGGUACACCGGGAUUACCGCCACAUCCAGGAUACCCUGGCACUCCUGGAACACCAGGAACGCCCGGCACACCAGGAAAACCUGGAACACCAGCUUAUCCAGGACAUCCAGGAACUCCUGGUAUUCCUGGAACCCCAGGCAUACCGGGAUUACCGUCACAUCCAGGAUACCCUGGCACUCCUGGUACACCAGGAACGCCCGGCACACCAGGAAAACCGGGAACACCACCUUAUCCAGGACAUCCAGGAACUCCUAGUAUUCCUGGAACCCCAGGUACACCAGGAUUACCGCCGUAUCCAGGAUAUCCUGGCACGCCAGGAACACCAGGAACGCCCGGUACACCAGGAAAACCUGGAACGCCAGCUUAUCCAGGACAUCCAGGAACUCCUGGCAUUCCUGGAACCCCAGGUACACCAGGAUUACCGCCACAUCCAGGAUACCCUGGCACUCCUGGAACACCAGGAACGCCCGGCACACCAGGAAAACCGGGAACACCACCUUAUCCAGGACAUCCAGGAACUCCUGGUAUACCUGGAACCCCAGGUACACCAGGAUUACCGCCACAUCCAGGAUACCCUGAUAUUCCUGGAACACCAGGAACCCCCGGGACACCAGGAAGACCGGGAACACCAGCUUAUCCAGAACAUCCAGGAACUCCUGGUAUACCUGGAACCCCAGGUACACCAGGAUUACCGCCGUAUCCAGGAUAUCCUGGCACGCCAGGAACACCAGGAACGCCCGGCACACCAGGAAAACCUGGAACGCCAGCUUAUCCAGGACAUCCAGGAACUCCUGGCAUUCCUGGAACCCCAGGUACACCAGGAUUACCGCUACAUCCAGGAUACCCUGGCACCCCUGGAACACCAGGAACGCCCGGCACACCAGGAAAACCGGGAACACCACCUUAUCCAGGACAUCCAGGAACUCCUAGUAUUCCUGGAACCCCAGGUACACCAGGAUUACCGCCGUAUCCAGGAUAUCCUGGCACGCCAGGAACACCAGGAACGCCCGGGACACCAGGAAAACCUGGAACGCCAGCUUAUCCAGGACAUCCAGGAACUCCUGGCAUUCCUGGAACCCCAGGUACACCAGGAUUACCGCCAUAUCCAGGAUACCCUGGCACUCCUGGAACACCAGGAACGCCCGGCACACCAGGAAAACCGGGAACACCACCUUAUCCAGGACAUCCAGGAACUCCUGGUAUACCUGGAACCCCAGGUACACCAGGAUUACCGCCACAUCCAGGAUACCCUGGUAUUCCUGGAACACCAGGAACCCCCGGGACACCAGGAAAACCGGGAACACCACCUUAUCCAGGACAUCCAGGAACUCCUGGUAUACCUGGAACCCCAGGUACACCAGGAUUACCGCCACAUCCAGGAUACCCUGGUAUUCCUGGAACACCAGGAACCCCCGGGACACCAGGAAGACCGGGAACACCAGCUUAUCCAGGACAUCCAGGAACUCCUGGUAUACCUGGAACCCCAGGUAAACCAGGAUUACCGCCACAUCCAGGAUACCCUGGUAUUCCUGGAACACCAGGAACCCCCGGGACACCAGGAAGACCGGGAACACCAGCUUAUCCAGGACAUCCAGGAACUCCUGGCAUUCCUGGAACCCCAGGUACAUCAGGAUUACCGCCAUAUCCAGGAUACCCUGGCACUCCUGGAACACCAGGAACGCCCGGCACACCAGGAAAACCGGGAACACCACCUUAUCCAGGACAUCCAGGAACUCCUGGCAUUCCUGGAACCCCAGGUACACCAGGAUUACCGCCACAUCCAGGAUACCCUGGCACUCCUGGAACACCAGGAACGCCCGGCACACCAGGAAGACCGGGAACACCACCUUAUCCAGGACAUCCAGGAACUCCUGGCAUUCCUGGAACCCCAGGCACACCAGGAUUACCGCCACAUCCAGGAUACCCUGGCACUCCUGGAACACCAGGAACGCCCGGCACACCAGGAAGACCGGGAACACCACCUUAUCCAGGACAUCCAGGAACUCCUGGUAUUCCUGGAACACCAGGUACACCAGGAUUACCGCCACAUCCAGGAUAUCCCGGCACGCCAGGAACACCAGGAACGCCCGGUACACCAGGCAUUCCAGGACGACCAGGAACACCAGCUUAUCCAGGAUAUCCUGGAACUCCUGGUACGCCUGGAUCUCCAGGAAAACCAGGUUAUCCAGGAUCUUCCAACAAACCAGGAAUAUCAGAAAAGCCGAGUGCUCCAUAUCCCGGAACUUCAAAUAAACCAACUGUUCCUUCAAAACCUGAUACAUCUGGUCAUCCAGGUUAUCCUCCUUAUCCCGGUUAUCCAGGAUAUCCGGAAGGUCCAGAAGGUCCAGAAGGACCUGUCGGUCCAAUUGGCGGCAUAGGAGGUAUCGGAGGUAUCGGAGGUGUAGGUGGUGAAGGAGGAGUUGGACCUGAUGGACCUGACGGGCCAUGGCCAACUGGUUCACCAGGUCCUGAUGGACCCUGGCCUGGUGAUCCAGGGUAUAUACCCAAAUCAAGGAGACCAAUAAAAUAUCAAUAUCCUAUAACUUCUCCAGUUCAUAAUAACAAUUAUAAUUCUGUUACGAAAUAUUAUUCUAGAAACAAGACUGAUUCUUCGUACACGGACGAUAUUGUAACAGACAUCGAAUUGACAAAGUUAUCACAUGCGGCAGAAGUAAACCCACCAUUGUACACGAGCCAUAAACCUCAUCAGUAUAAAUCUGAAUAUGGCACCGUCCCAUUAUUCCACGAAAAAUCAGAAACCUACAAUGCAGAUGAGAUCAAUUCACUUUUGCAACCUCGCCCGACGUCACCAUCAUUAUUACCCUACAACGAAGAUUAUCAAAGUAUAGAUUCAGUACAGAAGACUUCACGACCUUACGAUCACCUGAACGAGUUUGGAUUAAAACUGAACAAACCAUCCAGGAAUGACUACGAACAAUUUGGCGUGCGCGAUCAUCAAGACGACUAUCGGAAGUCGAUAUUCUACUCGCAACAGCCAUCAUCCAGAGGCCGAGUGGGCAAAACAGGACGCCAGGACAGCGUGUUUAACCUGAACCUGAAGGAACAGUACAACGAUAAUUCCUCCGUGGAUAGAAAAUCGAUACCUAGUCUGUCUUUGCAAUCAGACGGACCCUUCCUGAAUCUUCCGCGGAAACAGGUAAAUUCACGUCUUGAACAGUCACUCCAGGCGAAUCCCGGGCUCGACGCCAUCGGGGUUCAGCCACCCAGCUCCAUCCAGCCCUUCUCGUUACCUGUUGGGCCAGACCCGCAAGCGUGUCCUUGCUACUUAAUUGAGCCGAACGAGCGUGCGAGCAACGCGUCGGCCGGCACGACACCUCCCAUCCCUGUCAUUGGCCAGGUCGGAUUCAUUCCCGUCAUCUUUGUGCCCUACUGUCCCGGCGACAAGGCGGACAGCAGCGGCAAAAUGAAACUCAUGUUCCCAUCUGUCACCCCGGUUCCGUACACGUGCGACGCGUGUGGCGCGCAAGACUACGGUAACCUCCGCAUCGAAACCAUCGAUGUGAACCAACUCGGCGACAUCGACUAUCUCAGGCAGGCGUUAAGUCGGGCCAAUCUUGGCUUUUUGAAUGUUCCAGUGAAGAGCAGAAGCGCCGAACGGAGGAAGAGCAAAGGCAGGAAGACGGAAUCGGAAACGUAAAACGCGCUGACUUACCCAGAUAGAAAGGCCUGAUGAUCAGACUUCAUCAUGUGAUCUUCUGAGAUGAUUGAAAUGUGUCCUAUGUCUUGUAAUCAUAUUAUGAUGAUAGCCCAGCAAACACAAAGUAACAAUUACAUCACAUCAAUGUUAUAAUUUCUCAAUAAUAUAAUCUCUAUAUAAUACUCGAUAAUAUAACCGCAAUAUAACAUGCACUGUAAAAAAUGUGUAAAAUUACAUAAAUAAUAAAUGUAAA